GCUGCUGUGGCCGUGAAUUGGAUAAGUUCCAUGAUUACUACUCUGCUAUAUUAUCCAUUAAACGAAGCUGUUCAAGGCUGGAGUUAUCUAUUGUUUAUAGUUCCUACAGCUCUCUUCCUUAUAAUCUUGUUCUUCCUUCUACCCGAGACCAGGUUUCACUACCGCUCAGAUCUCAUGGAAAGCCGCCUAUUAGCAGAUUUGGGACCGCCAACUCCAUAUGGGACAUUCGAGGAUGACGAGCUCGAUCUGUUUUAA
Messenger RNA from Strongylus vulgaris, 255 nucleotides. NCBI's taxonomy places the organism in Eukaryota, Metazoa, Nematoda, Chromadorea, Rhabditida, Strongylidae. The record is from the annotation of a GenBank genome assembly.